This is a messenger RNA of Hippocampus comes (tiger tail seahorse), 5533 nucleotides long. RefSeq names its product integrin alpha-6-like. Gene Ontology annotation, biological process: integrin-mediated signaling pathway; cell-matrix adhesion; cell adhesion mediated by integrin. Lineage: Eukaryota; Metazoa; Chordata; Actinopteri; Syngnathiformes; Syngnathidae. The coding region runs from base 156 to 3302 and encodes 1048 amino acids. The transcript is spliced from 25 exons. The record is from RefSeq and is a predicted model, not a curated record. Gene Ontology annotation, cellular component: external side of plasma membrane; integrin complex. Gene Ontology annotation, molecular function: integrin binding.
AGAGCGGCGUUGGUACAGCGAUGAUGAAUGGCCAGGCCACCACACCUUGUUUGUCUGUGCCAACAGUCAACACUCACAAUGGCCAACCCCUUUUAUAUGAGGCUCUUUGAGGCCAUACAAGUGUGAGUUAGAUCACGAGACAACGCAUUCUAAUCAUGGAAACGUUUUGGUACAUGGUGUGUCUGUGGAGCGUCAAUGUCGCUGCUUUCAACCUGGAUAUCCAGAGGGUCAUGGAGAGAACGGGACCCCAGGGCAGCCUCUUUGGGUUUUCUGUUGCUUUCCAUCAACAGCUGAGUCCCGCCAAAAGGAAUUUGUUGCUGGUCGGUUCCCCGAAAUCGAAACAUCCACACCUGGGGAAUGUUACAGGCGUGGUCUAUCAAUGUGAUCUUAGUGUGUCUUCCGAGCAUUGUCAGCCCAUUGACUUCAACCACGAAGAGUUCCUUGAGAGCAACGGUAUAAACGGCCAGUGGAUGGGAGUCAGAGUGACAAGCCAAGGCCCGGGUCAAAAUGUCAUGACUUGUGCUCAUCGGUACCAGCAGUGGAGCCCAAGCCCGGGGCUUUACACGCCUCGCCUGGUAACGGGCCAGUGCUACAUUUUAGGAGACGGCCUGCAGGUCGGGACAGAGGAAAGGACGUGGAGAAGAGUGGUUUGCGAUGCCGAACACCUGAACAGACGUCAGAAAGACCAGGAGUGGUUUGCGUACUGCCAACAGGGUCAUGGUGCAUCUUUUGCUAAAGACAACCGAUCGGUGGUUUUCGGAGCACCAGGCGCUUAUCAGUGGAAAGGAAUAGUGCGGACGGAGCUGCUGGACAACCUGGACAUCUUUGGUGAACUUCCUCGAGAGACCGGCAAUAUUGACCAAUUUAACUCCAAACUCAUUCCUCUCCAAAGAAACAGCUACCUGGGAUUCUCCACUGACUCUGGGAUGACACUGCUCCAGGGAGGUGAGCUUACCAUCGUAUCGGGAGCCCCCAGAGGAGGAUACAGCGGUCAGGUGGCCUUUCUUAAGGCAGACCCUUUGGCAGAGAGAAGCUUGUCUGUCGAGUUGGUCCUGUCUGGUCCGGGGUUGGCCUCCUCCUUCGGAUACGACCUUGCCGUGGUGGAUCUCAACAAUGAUGGGUGGGAGGACCUUGCCGUGGGAGCACCCGAAUUCUUUCUCAAAGAUGGUGUGAUUGGCGGAGCGGUCUACAUCUACAUCAACAACAAAGGGAAAAAUUGGCAGGAGGUGAAUCCAAUUCAAAUCCUUGGCCAUAAAGAUUCCAUGUUUGGACUCGCAGUGGAAAACAUCGGCGAUGUCAAUCAAGAUGGAUAUAGAGACAUUGCUGUGGGAGCGCCAUAUGACGGUUCCGGUCGAGUUUACCUCUACUGUGGCUCAUCAAGUGGCAUCAACAGAAAGGCAGCGCAGGUGCUCUCGCCAGGUUCGAAAAAAAUCACGCUGUUUGGAUAUUCUCUGGCGGGUAACUUGGAUAUUGAUGACAACCAAUACCCUGAUUUGGCUGUUGGAUCACUAUCAGAUAUGGUCUUUGUCUACAGAGCUCGGCCUGUGGUCAGUGUCAGCAGCACUCUCACAAUAACACCAAAUGAAAUUGACGUCUCAAAGCAGCAGUGCAAUCAGCUCACAUGUUAUUUUGCAGUGAAGGCAUGUUUUACCUACUCGGCACAUCCAGCGUCAUUCAACUCCAAACUGACAAUCAGAUUCUCGAUCGAGGCUGAUGCAGCGAGGAGGAAAUCCAGGCUUCCCCCUCGAGUGGACUUUCUGGGUUCAUCUCAGGGGACAUUGGAGCUGCCUGGCCAAGGGAGCAAAAUCUGUGUGAAAACCAAGCUCCGACUUUUGCGGGACACUAGAGACAGGUUGCACAGCAUCCCAGUCUCCGUCACUCUGUCUUUGCUGAGCUCAAGUCCAAAGGCGAGGACAAACGUUGAACUGCCUGACGUUACUCCCGUGCUUAACCUCUACCAGGAAAAAAGCCCCGUGUCAGAGAUAACCUUUAUCAACGAAGGCUGCGGCAGUGACAACGUUUGCCACAGUAACCUGGAGCUUCAGUAUAAGUUUUGUGCAAGGAAAACCCAAAAACAUCAGGAUAUUUUCCAAUCACUGGUCAGAGAGGACGGUGUCGCAGUCAUCACUCCUUCUGGUGAGGACGUGGCCUUGGAGAUCAUCGUUAGCAACUCAGACGGGGAGGACGCACACCAAAGUCACGUGGUCGUCAACCUGCCAGAUCUUCUUCGCUACUCCUCUGUUGUUUACGCCUCAACGUCGGCGCAGGUGACAUGCUCGGGCAACGAUAAAGGAACGGUGAUCGACUGUGAGCUGGGAAACCCUCUUCAAAGAGAUGCUCAAGUUAAAUUUUAUGUCAUGCUCACCACAACUGGCAUCUCCCUAAGCACAAAAUCUGUCAACAUCACAUUGCAACUUCAGACGACAAGUGUGCAGACCUUAGAAGCAGUCGAGGCUACAGCCAAAGUAGUUUUUGAACUGGGGCUGCAGGUUUAUGGGCUCGCCAAACCGUCUCAAGUGUCACUUACUAAAGGCUUAAUGGGCAAAAAAGUUGUAAAAACUAUUGAUGACAUCGGAACCCCAAUUCAAUUUGAAUUUAAGAUAACAAACCAGGGCAGGUCUCUCAAAUCGUUUGCCAAUGCCUCCCUGGACAUUCACUGGCCAAAGGAGAACACCGAUGGGACACGGCUGCUGUACUUGACUCAGGUCACUAGUGCAGGAGUGCAUUUCGUCUCCUGCACACCCGCUGACCAAAUAAAUCCUCUGAAACUGAGGGGUCAGCACGGAGCCUCAAGGGAAAGACGCGAGGCUGAACACGAGGGCCAAUAUGAUGCCCUUUCCACUGCUGGAUUCUUAUUUCUUCCAUCGAAAAGGAAAUACAAAACCCUGUCCUGCUCCGAUGGACUCAAGUGUGAGGAACUACGCUGUCCUGUCGUGGGAUUGGACAGCACUGCACUGAUCGUUCUCCACGCACGCCUUUGGAAUUCUACUCUGACAGCGGAUUACAGCUCUCUGAAUUACUUGGACAUUGUUGUUGAUGCUGCUCUCACCCUCACGAACUCCCCAGAGAACAUUGGACUCCCUGAGAAAAAGCUUCGCACCAAGGUGAAGGUGACAGUGUUCCUGGAGCGAGAAGACGAAUAUUUCACAAAAGUGGCCUGGUGGAUCAUCUUCCUGACAGUUGUGGCCGGCCUGCUGCUGUUGGCUGUCCUCUGCUUCUUCUUAUGGAAGCGUGGUUGCAUAAAGUGUUCGAUGUGCAACCACAAGUCCUCACACAUGAAGCUGGAAAAACUAAAAGCCUGAAAGAAGAAUGCAGGGUGAGCAGAUGAUAUCAACAUCCAACGUCAUAAUGUUAGUAGCCACUGUCAAUCAUCUCACAAAGAACUGUACACACACAUACCAUCAAAAUCAAUGUGGCUUUGCAGAUUUUAUUUUAUUUUUUUAAUGACGCAAAAAAUAUCACUUGUGUGUUCGUUCAAAACAAAGUGUAACAACAACAUGAAAGACAAUUGUGCUUUCGAAGACCGUUCUCUUGAACAUUUGUCUACAGUACUCGAGUGUAUCACCGUCGGACAAGGCGAAAGGACAACAACACUGCUGCUCUACAGUGGAACCUCCAGAAUUCAAUACAAUCCACAAUGCUUGUUGACUUUCAAAAUUCCAUAUGUAGCCUUUAAACACUGUUCUUUAAACAUAUUGCAUCCCCAUAUUCCCUGGGGGAUUGGUUGGAUUGGGCCCCCAUGGACAAGCCUUCAUGAUCAUGAGACAACACAGGGUUGGGUGGGGAGGGACGGGAGAUAGGUAAACGUUACAGGCCGUGUUUACCGUGGUUGCCCGUCGAGACAUUUAAACUCUCAGAACAUUUUCCACAGUUGUCAUGGUGCAGAUGAAAAACCUCGUCGGCCGUAGAAAAUGUUGCACACUACCAAAACUGACCAUACAUAACAGAGUGUAACACAAGUAACACAAUUUGAUGGUCUGUAGUGAGCCAGACAGCAUAUUUAUCUCACAUUCUCAGGGAUGUGAGAUUUUUUUUUUCAAAUAUUGUCCCAUGGCAUACCACAUUUUAUGCAAUGGGGCUCUUGUGGCCACUAGGAACGUAAUGUAAACAUCGCUUUAACAUGACUGCUAAACUGAGAUGUCUCCACAUGUCAUCCAUCCUGGGUGGGGAACCUUUUUCCUUUCGGGGGCCAUGUCAAGUAUUAAUGGUCCUCCCAGAGCCAGAUCAAAUUCAUGAUGAAAUGUUUGACGAAACAUGGAAAAGUUUGUUGUGAACAAAUGCUUAUUUUUUUAUGUAUUAUUAAUAUUUGCAGGUUAAAUUUUGUAGGGCUUGUUAUAAUUUCACGACAUGUAUAUGGCCCACGAGCCACAGAUUACCCACCACUCAUCUAUAUAAUCUUUUUCUCGUCAUUUCUGUACUCCUUUGGGUUUAUCACAUGUACAUUCCGAGUUGCACAAACAACACUUUCCACCUUUUUCUUUAUCAAAAUACAUUCGGCACUGGAUGAAAAUUAACUCAUGGACAGAAUUUGUACCUCAUUCACUAUCUUCACAUUUUGUUACUUUUAGGAAAAAUACAUAGAAAAGCGCAAUAUUAUACAAAAAGCAUACAAACAUCUGCUCCAAAUGUGGAUGAAAAAGAAAAGAAAAAAAUCACAUGCGGCACACAAAAUAUACAAAACCUUACACUCUUGCUAAUAAUGUCAAUUAUUAACUUUGUUGUUGUUCUAAUUGGUUGGCAGCAAUUAUUUUUACCAGCGGAUUAACACAAACACUUCUUAUAGAGAGUAAAACCAUUUGACCCUUGUCUUAUAAAUAGAAAUGAAAAAUAACUUAAAAAGUAUCCACAUUUUACAUUAACUUAUUGUUGUUUUAAGCAACCCCAAUCGGGAUUUCGAUACAUCAUGAAAAAAACCAAACCCCUUUGGUGUUUUGUUUUUUCACAGGCAACCCUGAACACAACACUUAAGUAGUUCAAAUACAGUGGUACCUUGACUUACUUCAGCCCAUUUUUUGUUUUGACUUUCAGGAGACUUUUGGCAUUGUGAACAAUUCUUCCCCCAAAAGGUGGCGUCAAGCUGUUUAUUAUCACACACAGAUGGAGUUUACUGUCAAAAUAAACGUAAAACAAAGAACUAUACAUGUUUAAAACAACAACACAGCUUUGUCUUAGCACUGUCUGCUAGCCUAAUGCUAACACACACAUGAAAACACUUUAGAGGGGCUUAAAAAUGUUUUUUAUGAUAGUCUUGUUAUCGAUCAUUAAGCGACAGAUAUUUAAACACAAAUUGUGAAGCAACACUUUGUGGGGAAUGAUGAUUUGUGAUACAAGAUUUUUGAGUUACAAAGAUGGUCAAGAGUGAAUUAAGCUUGUAAGUCAAGGCACCACCGUACAGAGAUGCAACUCAAUAAAUGUGCAACACUACUUAUUUCAGUAGUUAAAUUCAAAAGGGAAAAUUUCCUGUUAUAGAGAUUAAAAACAUUUCAUGAUUUUUCAUUAUUUUGAUGAGCAAAACCCACAAGUCACCAUCUGG